Molecule: messenger RNA, 4155 nt
Organism: Triplophysa dalaica
Lineage: Eukaryota; Metazoa; Chordata; Actinopteri; Cypriniformes; Nemacheilidae
Gene: lzts3b
Product: leucine zipper, putative tumor suppressor family member 3b
Exons: 6
Coding region: 834-2984 (716 amino acids)
Biological process (GO): regulation of dendritic spine morphogenesis
Cellular component (GO): dendritic spine
Source: RefSeq, a predicted model, not a curated record
GACUGUAAACAUUACGACAACAUUAAAAGGGGAAACGUGAGUUCACCUCAAAACUAAAAUUCUGUCAUCAUUUACUGUAUGACAGGACCUGUAGGACUUUAUUUCUCUUGCGAAACAAAAUAAAAGCUUCGGUAUUUUGAAAACUGCUGUGUCCCUGAAAAGUACAGUAUUUGAGGGGACAGGAUGUUUUUAAUUGUGUUAAACCACAACUGUCGAGUGCACUCAUUUAACUUCAUGAUGCACCGCAAAAACGAGUGAACAACCGAUAACCGCUCACAUCGCGCCGCUACUUAUACCGAGUCUCGCGCUGGAUGAAUUCCCUCACCUCGGCACAAGAUGGCGCCCGCAAAACUAUUUAAUUAUUGAAGUUUAAAAACCUUUGUGUGAGAAUCUAACAUUUCGCCACACGAAUACAAAAAUAACCGUAGAUUCGAACGGUUUGGUUUUAUCUCAUAAAAAAUAACAUUUCAUCAAACCAACAUCCAUUUGACAUGCGCCCUGGCUGACUGACAUGAUGACGUGUUCUGUGCGCAUGCGCAAUGGAAUCGCCGUUUUGGGGGCGUUCCUGGCGUGCGGCAGAUGGGCGUGGCGGAGGUGGGUGUGUGUUGCUCAGCUGAUACACGCAUACGCCGACUAUCAUCACCCGGUCCAGUCAAUACAGAUACCGUGCGGUUUAUAUGGACCCGCUGUGGACGCGACGGAACCGUAACGCCGCUGAUGUGUGACGCGCGUGAAUGUCCGCGCUUCUACAGCAUGUUUGAGGCGUGUGGACGGAGGUGCUGCAGCAGCUGUGAUGCUCCACAUGGAGGGUUGCUGGGUUGAGUGACGCCAGCAUGGGCAGCGUGGGCAGCGGUGUGGCCGGAGAGCAGGAGUUUGCCAUGAAGAGCGUGGGCACGCGCACCACCCUCCCUCGCGGCCCGCCCCUGUCCCGGCGCGGCCCGUCCGACCGCAGCUUCAGCGCCGAGCGUCUGCAUGCGCCCCCCUCAGAGGUCUCCAGCAGCAUCACUACGGAUCGAGCACAGCUCAACAGCACCUCCUCUCAGCUGGAGCGGCUACCCAGCAACGGGAACGGGCCGGAGGGUAACGGCACCAGCCGCAGAGACGCGCAUAGAAGCGGCGCGGUGAUGUUGUUGGACGCCUGCGGUAACGUGCUGGGACACAACAAAGAGAAGAUCCAGAAUGCACCUGUGAAGGGCAGAGAUGGAAACACGUCCAAGAGGGACAGUCGCACGCCGCCUAAAAUUCUGACUGUGUCUGAAAAACUGGAGCAGAAUAAUUCUGCACUGGUCCGGCCAUCUGCCUUCAAACCUGUGGUGCCCAAGAGUUUUCACUCCAUGCAGAAUCUGGUGGGGCAGUCCGGAGGCGGAAGUCGUUCGGCCGGGUCUGGAGGAGGUUCCGACGCCCCACAAUCCCUCUGCGAGCAGGACAGUCCCGACAGAGACCCUUCAGUGGGAAACGACGGUCAGGGCAUGUCCGACUCGGGCAGGAACUCUCUCACCAGUCUGCCCACAUACGCUGGUCCGGCCUACGGCCCCCCUCAAGCUCUCGGCCCGCUGAGCGCCUCCACCAGUCACAUCAACAGACUGGGAUCCAUCGGAGCGCCCCUGGACAAAGCGGACAAGAGCAACUAUCAGAACGGUCUGAGCGUGUCAGACAGCUGCCGGUCGUCGUCAGGAAAAAGCUCUUUAUCAUACCGGAGACUCUGUCAUCUAAAGGACACGUGUGCCGCCGUCCAGCCGUCUCCUUCCACCGAUGACAUCAUCCAGGACCUGGAGGACCGCCUGUGGGAGAAAGAGCAGGAGGUGCUUCACAUGAGGCGCAAUCUGGAUCAGAGCGAAGCGGCCAUCGUUCAAGUGUUCGAUGAGAAGCAGCGGGUGUGGGAGCGUGAGAUGGAGGAGCUGCGGCAGAAUUACGCCGGGCGUCUCCAGCAGGUGACCCGUCGGGCGCAGCGCACACAGCAGGCACUGCAGGCUCACACCGCCCGACUGCAGCAGGACAAGAGUCGCCUACAGGAGGAGAUCGGUGCCCUGCUCGCUCAGAGAGAAGAGCUGGAGAGAAAGUGCCUGGAUUACCGCAAGGAGCAGGCUGACAUUCUGCCCCGACUGGAGGAGACCAAGUGGGAGCUGUGUCAGAAGGCGGGUGAGAUCUCUCUGCUCAAGCAGCAGUUGAGAGAGAGUCAGAACGAGGUGACGCAGCGAGCGGGUGAGAUGGUGGCCCUCAGGGGUCAGCUGAAGGAGCUCAAUGCUCAGCUGAAGGAGCGCGAGGACACCAUGAUGGGCCUGAAGGACUCGUAUGCAAACAAGAGCCGAGAGCUGGAGAGAUGUGAGGGAGAGCUGAAACGAACACUGACCGAGGUGUCUGUGUUGCGGGAUAAACUGGUGGUGUUCGAGGCGGAGGUUCUGGGUCUGCAACGGGCUCUGACCGAGCUGGGAUGUAGGAGCGAGCGCAGCGCAGCGGCUCUGAGCGGCAGCAGCAGUUUACCCUGGGCCGGCAUCCACUCGGCCCGCGCGCCCGAGACCCUCGCCGCCCUCGCGCCCCUCAGCGCCACUGUGGACGCUUUCCUCAGCCUGCAGAGCGACGAGGCCAAAGCGCAGCGUCAGGAGGCGGGCGAGCUGCGCAGACAGCUGGAGCGUCUGCAGGGCGAGCUGCAUCUGGAGAGGCAGCAGAGAGAGAGACAGGCGCUCACCUUCGCUCACGAGCGUCACACCUGGCAGGACGAGAAAGAGCGAGUGCUGAAGUAUCAGGCUCAGCUGCAGCUCAGUUAUGUGGAGACGCUACAGAGGAAUCAAGCGCUGGAGGAACGUGUCGGUCAGCUGGCCACCACGCCCGGCUCCCCGCCGCUCAUCAGCAUCUCAAUACCCGUCCCGGUGAGCGCCGCGCUGACGCCGACCGCAGAGGAUCCCAAACCGCCCGUGAUGCAUCAGCUGGCUCCUCCGUGGCCCGGACCGUCACGCUUGGAGCGGAUCGAGUCAACGGAGAUUUAGACAAAGAGAGAUGAUUGAGCUGACACACACGUGUUCUUCAGCUGUUAACCCUCUGUGCCACACCGUCACCCUGCACAUCAGUGUCCUGAAUACUUUUACUGUUCAAGAAAAAACUAUGUGUUUUGUGACUAAUAAUGUUAGUCACAUGACGUUCCAUUUUCUUUUGGAUUCUUAAAGGAAUAGUUCGACUUCAAAAUGAAAAUUCUGUCAUUAUUUACACGCCCGUUAUUUGCAAACCUGCCCGAGUUUCCGCACAACACAAAAGAAGAGAUUUGGAAAAAUGUCGGUGAGAGAAAACCGUCGGUCCCCAUUGACUUGCAUUGGUUUUGUGUCCGUGCAAUAGAAGUCACUGGGGACCCACGUGGCACGGUUAUCAACAUUUUCAAAAUAUCUACUUUUGCAUUCUGCAGAAACAAGAAAAUCACACGGGUUUGACACGAGAACAGGUCGAGGAAAUGAUGACAGAUGACUUUAAAUCCUACAAUCCUGGAUUUUAAAUCAGUUUCCAACAGGGAUGCAGUCUCUUCAUGGCAGACUUUUGUCUAGAUCCAGUAUUUGUUCAUUUGGAUGUUGUGUUUGUGCAUGAAAACACAAGGGUGUGAUGAUGUGCGCCACAGAGGGUUGAGGAACUGAUCAGUGAUGUAAAGGAUAAACUUGUGGGUCUGCCGAAGGAUGUGUGUUUGAUAGACUCAACACAAUCAUUCAUUCGUUCUUCAAAUGACUGCAGUGACGCAACAUGAACAGCAGAGGUCACGAGAGCUUUCUUCUGCACACAAGAUUACUUGAAUGACUGAAACACAAUUUCCUGUUUUAUUUGUUUGUAAAAUCAACGGAACCAAAUGUGGAAACUGAUUCUUUCCAUAUUGACGGACUGUGGAGGAUUCGAGCUGUUCUGUAGAGAGCACUGACGGAAGUGUGUGUGUUCUAAUUCUAAUAUUGUUCUGGAGUGUUGUGGGUUUACACACAGCUGUGAAUAUGAUGAUGAGUAUUUAUGUGAAAUCGUUAUUUCCAGUAUAACAAGACAUUGCGUGUGAAUAUUUUGAAAAGACGAUCAUGAUCGUUCUUUCAUCCUUCUGAUUAUUGUGAAUCGAUUAAGCUGCCAUUUAGCUUUGUUUUGUUUUUUAUUAAACAUGGCCUGUAAAAAGUUUGCACCUAUUAACAUUAGCCACAA